AUGAACUGCCAGAGUCGACGUAGACCUUCACCAUACAACUGGAGUCAAUUCAAUCACAAAUUGAAAAUGGUUCAUUGGCCCCAUUUUCUGAGUCUUGCGAAUCUCAUAGCUCUCAGCUGGCUAUGUGUUGUAUUUGUAUCUUCCUCGCCUCAGUCUGUCCUUAAGUCGGCACCUCUCAUUAAUGAGUAUGCCAGGCAAUCCAAUUCAUCACUUUUAUGGGGUCCGUACAGAUCUAACUUGUAUUUCGGUAUCAGACCCCGGAUUCCCAAAUCAUUACUGUCUGGUCUGAUGUGGUACAAUGCUGAUAGUUAUGAUGGACUAAAAAAUCUCCGUCAUACCUGUGAGCAAGGUGAUGCCAUGGCCGGCUAUGGAUGGCAACAGUAUGACCCCCGGUCUGGAGGACAUCAAGUCAUCAAUGAUUUGGAUAAUUUUGUUAAUAUUAGUACUGAUUUUGUCAAAACUGAAGUUGGCAGCUGGGCUGUCAGAGUGAAAGGUGUUCCACAAAAUGAGCAACGUAGAACCACUGUCAUAUUUUAUUCCGGCUUAGAGGGCCAUGGGAAGUUAGACUUGGAGAGUCAAUUGACUCCAGAGGGCAUAGAGGGUCCUGUAGAGCUUGUUGGAUCAUCUCCUGAACUUGGCGACUUUUCGAUUGAAGUCACUACUGGCCCUUCUACCAACCGCCAUCCAAAGACAAGUCAUGUUGUAGACAAAGUCAGACCUUCACAAAAUUCCCAUUACGCUUCAUUGAUGAUGCCAGACGAUAAUGUCUGGCUCGCUAAAGAAGUAUUUCAAACUUUCAUUGAAGAUAACGUAAGUCAGUUUUCCGCCCUGUUUGACGAAGCCGACAUGAUUCCUCCCUGGAGUGUAUUUACUCUGCAAAAUAGAGACGACUUAAAAGGCAAUGUUCAUAUGAUUCAAAGGACAUAUCAAGGAAGUUUUGAAUUUGACAUUCUCUAUAACCCAAUUGAAAUUUCUGAGAGCUCUAAAAUCAGCAGCAGAAAGCUGGGUGAUUUGUUGGAACUAUCAUUGAGUGAAUUUGAUACCAAGUUCAAAAGAGCCUUCCAGUUCCAGCCUCCUUUUGACUCAUCGCUCAAGCAUGAGCUUUUUGCUAAGGAAAUGUUCUCAAACCUAGUUGGAGGCAUUGGUUACUUUUACGGAACGUCCAUUGUUGAUAGAUCAUUGAGUGAUUUAGACGAUGACGAGGGUGAUUGGGAAGUUGAGGCAGCAGCUUUGGCUUCUGGAGUGGGUAAAGAAGAGGGCCCGUUCGAGCUAUUUACAGCGGUUCCAAGUCGUCCUUUCUUCCCUCGAGGUUUUUAUUGGGAUGAAGGAUUCCAUCUUAUCCCUGUUCUCGAUUAUGAUGCUGACCUCACUCUGGAAGUGCUGAAGAGCUGGUUUUCAUUAGUAGAUGGUGAUGGAUGGAUUGCUAGAGAGCAAAUCCUUGGCCCCGAGGCACGUAGCAAAGUUCCUACUGAGUUCCGAACUCAGUAUCCUCACUACGCCAAUCCACCUACUUUGAUGUUGCUAUUUUCCAAUAUUGCCAAGCGUGCUCACGAAUGGAGUCAAUCUGAGCACGGUACUAACUUUGAUGGUAGCUUGGUACUGGGCAAUGCCCACAUCGAAUAUCCCGAAUUGCUUUUCAGCUAUGCCGAGAAGAUCUACCCAGAACUACAAAGCCACUAUGAGUGGUUUAGAAGAACUCAAAAGGGGGAAAUUAGGCAGUGGGAUAGAGAGGCCUUCUCUUCAAAAGAGGGCUAUAGAUGGCGCGGUCGAACUCCUAAUCACUGUCUAACUAGUGGAUUGGACGACUAUCCACGGGCUGCCAUGCCACACCCUGGUGAGUUACAUGUUGACUUAUUAUCAUGGAUUGGUAUGAUGACAAGAUCGAUCAAGGAGAUAGCUCGUGUACUUGGAAAAGACGAUGACGUUGAAAUGUACAGCGAAAUUGAGGAGGCUAUUGUGAAAAAUCUGUAUGACCUACACUGGGACCACAAAGAGCAAAUGUACUGUGAUUCAACAAUAGAUGACUAUGAGGAAAGUGUGCAUGUCUGUCAUAGAGGAUACGUCAGCUUGUUCCCAUUCAUGCUUCAAUUGAUUCCUGAAGACUCGACAGAACAAUUGUUGGCUGCCAUCAAUGAUAUCAAAGAUCCUGGAGGACUCUGGUCACCAUACGGAAUUCGCAGUUUGUCAAAGAGUGAUGAAUUCUUUGGCACCAAGGAAAAUUACUGGAGAGGGCCUAUAUGGAUCAAUAUGAACUACAUGAUUUUGGAGAGUUUGAGAUACUACGGCACUUCUGAGACAUCCAGCGCCGAAGUCAAGUCUCUAUCCAGCGAAAUAUACAAGGAGUUGAGAGUGAAUAUUGUCAACAACGUUUUUAAUAGAUGGGAAGAGACAGGAUUUGCCUGGGAACAAUACGACUCAAAUACUGGCAAGGCACAAGGAGUCAAGCAUUUCUUAGGCUGGACAUCACUGGUGAUUAAGAUCAUGGCCAUGCCUGAAGAAUUAUAA
Molecule: messenger RNA, 2505 nt
Organism: Sugiyamaella lignohabitans
Lineage: Eukaryota; Fungi; Ascomycota; Dipodascomycetes; Dipodascales; Trichomonascaceae
Gene: CWH41
Product: Cwh41p
Exons: 1
Coding region: 1-2505 (834 amino acids)
Biological process (GO): oligosaccharide metabolic process; protein N-linked glycosylation
Cellular component (GO): endoplasmic reticulum membrane
Molecular function (GO): Glc3Man9GlcNAc2 oligosaccharide glucosidase activity
Source: RefSeq, a predicted model, not a curated record